This is a messenger RNA of Scomber japonicus (chub mackerel), 4261 nucleotides long. It is a transcript of the gene ccdc85cb, whose product is annotated as coiled-coil domain containing 85C, b. Gene Ontology annotation, cellular component: apical junction complex. The transcript has 7 exons. The record is from RefSeq and is a predicted model, not a curated record. Lineage: Eukaryota; Metazoa; Chordata; Actinopteri; Scombriformes; Scombridae. The coding region runs from base 758 to 1984 and encodes 408 amino acids.
CUCCCACGUCUUGAUUGGCCGUCUUGGCUGCAAUCCUCUUGAAUGAUUUCAAACCAAAGUGUUUGGACAAGGAGGAGGGGGUCCGCUGCUAAUUCCGAGCUAGCUGUGUGGAAAAGGCUUGAGUCCUCCGUCCACCGACCCACCAAAGCCUGAGCAGAGAGGCUUCACCCAAGGAGCGUCGUUUACGGUGAAACGCACUGCCGCUGAGAAAAGUAGGCUUUUAUAUACAGAGAGAGGUGUCGCGUUUACUUCAAUGGUCGCCGUUUUCGUGUGAAACGAGAUUUAAUUUGUAUUCAGGUUUCUUGCUUUUUUGUUUCCCAUCGUUUUGAAUGGAGCGAUGUCCAGCGGAGACGGCGCACAUUGCGAUUGGACGCGGUGUGUUGUGUUGACAGGACUCUGCAUCUGGGACCUGAUUGAAAAUAAUUGGUUAUCAUUUUUAAAAAAACAAAGCAUGUGCUUUCGUUAUUGACGGAAUGUGAGUAACCAUCACUACAUUCCCAGAUCCAUAAAGGAUUUUCCUUUAGAAAUAUAUUGAGGGUAUCAGUUCAUGCACAGGUUGCGCUAGCAUCACGUUAAUAUUUUGCUCUUUUAUUAUUGGCUUUUGAAACAGGAUAGUAAAAUAGUACGAUGCUUUCAUACUUUGAACGAUGCAUUCUUAUUUUAACACAAUUCCGCAACUGAGGCUUGGUUAAUUGAGUUUCGACAGUUAAUUGCAAGCCACCCUUGAAACGAAUUGAGACUCUCAGCCAGGGCAGUCAUGGCUAAAAAUCCGUCCGAGGGGCCCCGGGAUGACCUAAGCCAGCUGACGGACGAGGAGCUGCUGCGGUGCAGCAAAGAGGAGCUGAUCCGGAGAUUAAGGAGGGUUGACGGCGAGAAAAUGAACUUGAUGAUCGAGCAUGGCAACAUGAUGAAAGACAUCAACCGCCGGCUGCAGGUGCACCUGCACGAAAUCCGCAGCUUGAAGGAAAUCAACCAGAAGCUGCAGGACGACAACCAUGAGCUCCGGGAGCUCUGCUGCUUCCUGGACGAUGACCGACAGAAGGGCAAGAAGCUGUCCCGGGAGUGGCAGCGCUUUGGCCGCUAUACUGCCAGUGCCAUGUGGAAGGAGGUGGGCACCUACAUGAUGAAGCUGAAGGAACUGGAGGCCAACCAGGAGACUGUGCUGAGGGAGAACACAGAGCUGAAGGAGAUCAUCCUCAUGCUGGAUGAGGAGAGGAACGGAGCAGGGUCGAGGAGCUCCAUAGACAGUCAGUCCAGUUUGACCAACCUGAACGGGGGUACAGGCACGGUCAGGGAUGUCGGCGAUGGGAGUAGUACGUCCAGCACAGGUAGUGCUGGUAGUCCUGAUCACCACAACCACAACCACAUACACAAGCCCACCUCAGAGCACAGUAAGUUGGGCCCCACCAUGAGGAGGUCCAUGGACGACCUGUCAGCACCGCACCAUCACAGGAGCAUCCCCAAUGGACUCAAUGAUUCCUCCUCCAACUACAUCAGGCAGCUGGAGACUAAAGUGCGGAUCCUGGAGGACGACAACAAUAAGCUUCUCUCUCAGGCUUAUAGCCGGUAUAGCUUAUCACAGAUACCGAUGAAAAAGCAGUGCAACCCAGGUGACCUUCGCGCCCUGAGGAAGGGAAUGACCCUCUACCACUCAGAGUCCCAGCUGUCCUCGCUGCCUCAACGCCAGGACGCCAUGCACAUGGGUACGGGCCGUCUCCCAACCAGUGAGUCCUCUCCUGCCACAGGUUACCUGUCCUCCGUCCAGAAGCCUGAGGCUGUGGUGCAUGCCAUGAAGGUGCUGGAGGUCCACGAGAACUUGGACAAGCAGCUUCCCGAGGACUAUGAGGAUGAUCUCAGCGAGAAAGAGAAGGCCAUCGUGCGAGAGAUGUGCAACGUGGUGUGGAGAAAGCUGGGUGAUGCAGCAGGAUCAAAGCUGUCCAUCAGACAGCACCUCUCUGGGAACCAGUUCAAAGGGCCGCUGUAGCAUGGCAACCAGCGCGAAACAGAGAGAGAGAAAGAUCAGGAUCAACAGUACCUACACUCACCUGAAAACACCUCUUGCUAUCUGCGCCUACACAACCCAUCAUGCCGUGCUCCCUACUGCGUACACCACCCAGGAUUCCUUCUACAAACACUCUCUUAAAGACUGGCUAAGAUAGCUACUAAAUGGACCUGUUAGUUCUGCUACUCACAUGUACAACGUUACGUGUUCAACAGGUUUUUAUCUCCGAGCUUAUUAAGCGUUGACAACUGGCAGCUAGUUUCGCACAGAUUCACCACAUUUUCUUCGUUGAUUUGGAGGCUUUAGGCUACACACAAUGAUCUCUCUCUGCAAACAGGAUACUCCAGGCUCAAAUCAAAGCUAUUAAUUCACACCAUGUAUUGUCCUUUUUAGAGAAUAGCUGUGCUACAAUAAGUUAAGUGACACAACACGGUUUCAAGCACAGAACAGACGAGAAGGAGGCAGAAAUCUCGUAGCAUGUUGCCCGGGAUGUGAAGGCAACAUCGUGGUGGUAUCUUCAGAUAAGUUUUGAUAGUACCUCCUGUAGAGACCCUAGCUCCUGUCACAUAUAUCGCUCCCCUAGUGGUCAACGAGUAUAACUAGCAUUAGCAUUCUAAAGUGUUAACUAAGUGAAACCCACUGUGACCUAGCGCCUUUUGCUCAUAAGACAAGUCUAUGGAUAAUUAAGUCUAGAGAUCACUGUUAACUUGUGUAUAUUAUGUAUAAAAACCAUAGCACUACUUCAUUGUUAUUGUUGAUUUUACUUUUAUCUAUUUUGUAAUUCUAGCGUGGCCAUGUGAUCAAUAAUUUAGUUUGAAAAGCACACACACACCGGACCUUUUUAAACAGGGUUUGCUUUUGGUAUUAAAAUUCUUUUUUUUUUUUUUUUUUUUCUUGUUCCUUUUCUUUUCUCUUUUUUUAUUCUUUUCCAGAUGAAUUGCUAUUAUUCCUUCUCUCUGUAACCUCUGAAAAUGUAUUAAGGCCAUUCUGAAUCAAACCAUCUCAAUGAGUUAAUGGGUAGAAAUUUUUCUUACUUUUGAAUUGUGAAAUUAACUAAAAAAUUGUAUGCUGUGUGCAUGCUUGACAAUCAUUUUCUCAGGUUGGGAGGGCUACAGCUUUACCUUUGCCCAUCUGUGACAGCGCAAGUGUGUGUGUGUGUGUGUGUGUGUGUUUGUGUGUGAGUGAAAGGAGACUGAAUGGCUCUCUUGCAGCUGUAGCAUCUACCUGUGAAUCCUCUUUUUCUCUAUUGAACCCUUGUUACAACACGGUUGAAGACUGCUGAAGACAUUUGCUGAAUCCAUACACAGUACAGAACUAGAUUUUAAUGGCCAAAUGCUAAAGUUUGUGGGAAGGCUUGCACAAAAAUUCAGCUCGGGUUAAAUUUUCAGUUUUAUUUCACAGAUGGAAGGAGAAAAAAAAAAAGUUGUUUUUUCUGAAGUUAACUCCCUUGUUCUGUUGUCAUGGCUUCAGCAGGUGUGUUUAUGCAGUGCAUGUUUUCUUAAAAGUUGAUUUUUUUUUUCUCCGUAGAAUGUGAGAGAUAAGUCUUCCCUUAGAUGUCUCCAGAAAAAAAACACUAACAUUUAUGAUGAGUAUUUCUUGAUGUCAGAAUGAACAAAAACCUUGUUUGUCAAAGUAUUUAUUGCCAGGUGUCAGAUAGAGAUGGGAGCGCUAUCAGUAACCGUAACAGUCAUAGGUUGAAUUUAUCAGACUAACUCUGCCUACUGUGAAGCUAUCUGAUAAAUAAGUAUAGUGACUGGCAGCUUAAGCUCUCCCAUCUCUAGUGUUGUUCCAAAUUAGAACAUUUCUGAGGCUGCCCACCAUGCACCUCUGUUCUCUCGAAUGGGUCUAAAGAAACAAAUCAAAGUGUGUUGGGGUUUUUUUUUUUUUUUUUUUUUAAGUGCCCUUUUUUCUAGGAACUGAUUUGAAGCCAUGAUACAAUUUUGAAUAUUUGGUUUGAAACGUGCCACUUUUUUUUUCUCUGCAUGGUGUUUUGAUUUGGAACCUAACUGCUCUUUUUUUUUUUUUUUUUUUAAAGAAAAAGCAUCUCUACUGUUUUUCUUUUCUUCUGCCUAUGUACUACAAACCACAGUACAGAAUCCUAGAAUCUACAGUGUAAAUGUCAAUUCCUGUAGUAACUAGCAUGACUGUAACUUCUUUUAAUGAAUUUCACUAAUGAGGUGACUAUUGGCAGGUGACACGAAAAAGAUGAAAUAGGCCACUUUUAGAAAAAUUUGGGAGAAAAUAAAUAAGGUUGGUUAA